GGCGGCGGCUGCGGUGGCGGCAGCCGAGGCGAGCGGGGCGGGGGCGCGGGCGCGGCGCUCGGAGUCCGUUCGGGGCCGGAGGCGGUCGGGGCCGGGCCCGGGAAGCGCGAGGAGCGCGCGUAGCGCCGCCGGAGCCCGCCGCCCGGGACAUGGCCAAGGCGGGCCGUGCAGGUGGUCCUCCCCCGGGCGGCGGUGCCCCCUGGCACCUUCGAAAUGUCCUCAGUGACUCUGUGGAGAGCUCAGAUGAUGAAUUCUUUGAUGCCAGAGAGGAGAUGGCUGAAGGGAAGAAUGCCAUCCUCAUUGGGAUGAGCCAGUGGAACUCCAAUGACCUCGUGGAGCAGAUCGAGACCAUGGGGAAACUGGACGAGCAUCAAGGAGAAGGGACCGCGCCGUGCACAUCCAGCAUCCUCCAGGAGAAGCAGCGAGAACUGUACCGGGUUUCCUUGAGAAGACAGAGGUUCCCAGCCCAGGGAAGCAUCGAGAUCCACGAAGACAGCGAGGAAGGCUGCCCGCAGCGCUCCUGCAAGACACAUGUCCUCCUGCUGGUCCUGCAUGGGGGAAACAUCCUGGACACGGGUGCCGGGGACCCGUCCUGCAAGGCAGCCGACAUCCACACCUUCAGCUCCGUGCUGGAGAAGGUCACACGAGCCCAUUUCCCUGCUGCCCUGGGCCACAUCCUCAUCAAGUUCGUCCCCUGUCCUGCCAUCUGCUCUGAGGCUUUCUCGCUUGUCUCUCACCUGAACCCCUACAGCCACGAUGAGGGCUGCCUCAGCAGCAGCCAGGACCACGUCCCUCUGGCCGCCCUUCCCCUGUUGGCCAUCUCCUCCCCGCAGUACCAGGAUGCUGUCGCCACCGUCAUCGAGCGAGCCAACCAGGUCUACAGAGAGUUCCUGAAGUCCUCUGAUGGGAUUGGCUUCAGUGGGCAGGUGUGUCUCAUCGGGGACUGUGUGGGGGGCCUCCUGGCCUUCGAUGCCAUCUGCUACAGUGCGGGGCCCUCAGGGGACAGCCCUGCCAGCAGCAGCCGGAAGGGGAGCAUCAGCAGCACCCAGGACACCCCAGUCGCGGUGGAGGAAGAUUGCAGCCUGGCCAGCAGCAAGCGUCUCAGCAAAAGCAACAUUGACAUCUCCAGUGGGUUGGAGGAUGAGGAGCCCAAGAGGCCGUUGCCGCGGAAACAGAGCGACUCCUCCACCUAUGACUGCGAGGCCAUCACCCAGCACCAUGCCUUCCUCUCAAGCAUCCACUCCAGCGUGCUAAAGGAUGAGUCUGAGACCCCGGCGGCUGGGGGGCCGCAGCUCCCUGAGGUCAGCCUGGGCCGCUUUGACUUCGAUGUGUCCGACUUCUUCCUCUUCGGCUCGCCACUGGGCCUGGUCCUGGCCAUGCGGAGGACGGUGCUGCCUGGGCUGGACGGCUUCCAGGUGCGUCCUGCCUGCAGCCAGGUCUACAGCUUCUUCCAUUGCGCAGACCCCUCUGCCUCACGGCUCGAGCCACUGCUGGAGCCCAAGUUCCACCUGGUGCCGCCUGUCAGCGUGCCUCGCUACCAGAGGUUCCCACUGGGCGAUGGGCAGUCCCUCCUCCUCGCUGAUGCCCUACACACCCACAGCCCCCUCUUCCUGGAGGGCAGCUCCCGGGACAGCCCGCCACUUCUGGAUGCCCCUGCCUCGCCCCCUCAGGCCUCGAGGUUCCAGCGCCCAGGACGGAGGAUGAGCGAGGGGAGCUCCCACAGCGAGAGCUCGGAGUCCUCGGACAGCAUGGCACCCGUGGGUGCCUCCCGCAUCACAGCCAAGUGGUGGGGAAGCAAGAGGAUCGACUAUGCCCUGUACUGCCCUGAUGUCCUCACGGCCUUCCCCACCGUGGCCCUGCCCCACCUCUUCCACGCCAGUUACUGGGAGUCCACAGACGUGGUGGCCUUCAUCCUGAGACAGGUAAUGCGCUAUGAGAGCGUGAACAUCAAGGAAAGCGCCCGCCUGGACCCUGCAGCACUGAGUCCUGCCAACCCCCGGGAGAAGUGGCUUCGUAAGCGGACUCAGGUCAAGCUGAGGAAUGUCACGGCUAAUCACCGGGCCAAUGAUGUGAUUGCUGCUGAAGAUGGCCCCCAGGUCCUGGUGGGGCGGUUCAUGUACGGGCCCCUCGACAUGGUGGCUCUGACUGGAGAGAAGGUGGACAUCCUAGUAAUGGCAGAGCCAUCCUCAGGCCGCUGGGUACACCUGGACACAGAGAUCACCAACAGCAGUGGUCGCAUCACAUACAAUGUGCCGCGGCCCCGGCGCCUGGGGGUUGGUGUCUAUCCUGUGAAGAUGGUCGUCAGGGGCGACCAGACCUGUGCCAUGAGCUACCUCACGGUGUUGCCCAGGGGCAUGGAGUGUGUAGUGUUCAGCAUUGAUGGGUCCUUCGCGGCCAGCGUGUCUAUCAUGGGAAGCGACCCCAAGGUCCGGCCGGGUGCAGUGGAUGUUGUCCGGCACUGGCAGGACUUGGGCUACAUGAUCCUUUACAUCACGGGACGGCCGGACAUGCAGAAGCAGCGGGUGGUGUCGUGGCUGUCCCAGCACAACUUCCCACAGGGCAUGAUCUUCUUCUCCGAUGGGCUGGUGCAUGACCCGCUGCGGCAGAAGGCCAUCUUCCUGCGCAACCUCAUGCAGGAGUGCUUCAUCAAAAUCAGUGCGGCCUAUGGCUCCACGAAGGACAUCUCUGUCUACAGCGUGCUGGGCCUGCCUGCCUCCCAGAUCUUCAUUGUGGGCCGGCCCACCAAGAAGUACCAAACCCAGUGCCAGUUCCUGAGCGAGGGCUACGCCGCACACCUGGCCGCGCUGGAGGCCAGCCACCGCUCACGCCCAAAGAAGAACAACUCGCGCAUGAUCCUGCGCAAGGGCAGCUUCGGGCUGCACGCGCAGCCAGAGUUCCUGCGGAAGCGCAACCACCUGCGCAGAACCAUGUCAGUGCAGCAGCCCGACCCGCCCGCCGCCAACCCCAAGCCCGAGCGGGCCCAGAGCCAGCCCGAGUCGGACAAAGACCACGAGCGGCCGCUGCCGGCGCUCAGCUGGGCGCGUGGGCCCCCCAAGUUCGAGUCGGUGCCCUGAGGGGUGGGCUGUGCUCAGAGCAGGGAGCGGGGGGCCCAAUCAGGCUGCCUGCGGGGACGGGAGGGGGCUGCCCUCUCCCCGACACAGGCGUUUUCCUGCUUUUUCCCUCCCGUGUCUGUCCAGCAGUGUCCGACCAGAGCGGGGAGGGAUCCUGCCCGAGCCCGGGGGGCUCCCUGAGCUGCGACGGGGUGAGGUCCGGGGAUCUCGGUGCAGCCACUGCUGCCUCCCACGGGCCUGCGACCGCAAGCCCAAGUCAGGGUUCAUGUUUGUGUCAUCCUGGGGGCAGGCUUGCCCGGGGCUGAAGCGUUUGGGCAAAGUCGACCACCCUCCUGCGUCCCCAGGCUUCACAGCGAGCUAGGCAGGCCCUCAAGGGGGCAGCCCCAGCCUCGGCACCAAGCGCCGCUGGCAGGCACAGCCUCUGGGCUGUCUUGUGGAGGUGUGAGUGGCAUUUGUGCCCGCCCUUCCUGUGGUUUGGGUCACCAUUUUGGGGUUGGCGCUCUUAUGGCAAGAUGGCCACUUUCUGGGAGUGAGAGCACAUCCCCGGGCUCAUGUUACGCCGUCUCUGUCCACAGCCCUCGGGGGUGGGGUCUGGUGCUGACGGUCUGUCCUGCAGCUGUCCAUUGUCCCCAACCCCCGUUGUCCUCAGUGUCCUCACCAUUUCCCUGUGGCCCUGGAGGCCAGGGCUUCCUCUUCCCGGAGCCCUGCCUCAUGCCCUCCCUUGGGAGGCUGCAGCCUUGGGCUCUGGCUCAGCUGGGCUGGCUGUGAGCCCCUGAGCUGGUUGCUUGCCCUCUCUGGGCUCCGUCUUCCUUCUGUUAUUGGAGGGGUCCCCCUAGCUGAGAUUGGUGUGAGUCUUUGACUCCCAAGAUGUCCUGCAGUUUGGCCCAUUGAGGCUCUUCAGGCCUAAGGGUCCCUCCGAGUGUCCUGUGACCCACACCUUUCACACAGCCUGGGAGAGGGGGUCUGGGUGGGCUGGAAAGGAGGGGCUCUUAAAGGAGCCUCUCUGGGUGGGCUGGGAAGGGAUCCCUACUCCACGGAGAGGUGCAGCUGGUUUGCCUUGCACUGCGUGUCCCAGGGACAACCCACUCAAACUGGGUGUCCUAGGGACAACCCACCUCCCUCUCCUGCCAAAAGGUUACUGAUUGGGCUCCCCAUAACCCCAGCUCUGCCAGGACCCUUUUAUCCUUUUUGGCUCCCAGAGGCAUAGAGCUGAGAUUCCAGGGUUCUAGGGGUUCCUGGAAGUUUGGCUCCAACUGUUGUAUUCUCUUCCCUUUCCCCUGCUGCUCAGUUUGUGCCCAUAACCUCCUCCUGGGUAGUCCCCUGAGGUUGGCAGGACUUGGCCCUUCUGGGGCCCCUAAAGCCUGCUCAGGCCCUCCUGCUGCUGAACCUUGGCCUGGGCACUGCUUUCCUGCAUCCUGGAAAACCCCGACUCCCUGGCCCAGGCCCACACCUGCUGUGUGGGGCUGCCCACGUGGCCACUGAGCCCCCAUAGGCUGCCAUCAAGGCCGGUCCCAGCAAUUUCAGCCAGGCUGCCCCAGGGCCCAGACGUCUGUAUACACAGCAGGCACCUGUGUCAGCUCAGUGUCGCUUCUGCUCAAUGUCUACCUCUCGCGGCUCCCAUGCAGCCAGUGACGCUGCUGGUGGGGGCGGCUGGCACCGCCGUUGUGAAUUGCCUGGCAAAUUGGGUGCCCUCCUGGGGCUGGAGGGGUCUGGGCUCCUAACCCCCAUCCCUGCUCUCCCCACUAGAAAUGUGUCUUCAGUCUGCCAGCUCUUCUGCUCUACUUCCAGUGCUGCAUCCUGCACUCAAGCCCAGGGCUGCUGGCGAGUCUAUGGGGAGGAGUGCGGAUCAGGCUCAGCCUCAGCCUCAGCCUCAGCCUCCUCUAUGGUCCUGUCUCCUGGCGGUUCACAGGUGCCCAUCCCCCCUUUAACAUUUCACAGUUCUUGGCUUUCCAAAGGCACCAGCUCAUAUGGCAUAGCCACCCCAACCCUAAUCCUUCCCCCAAAUAUCCUGAUUUAAACUUGGGCAGACUUAGUCUGAUUCUUGAAAACUCUACCAUCUCCUUCUUGCAGAAGGCACUGGUUACACUAAAAUGAUAAAAUAAUUAGUAUGGGGUACUUUGCUCCCAGUUACAUUCCCUCUUCCCUGAGAACCCCAGGCUAGGCGAGAGAGGGAGAGGGAGAGAGAAAGAGAGAGAGGGAGAGAGAGAGAGAGAGAGGGAGAGAGAAAGAGAGAGAGAAAGAAAGGAAGACAGAGGAAAGAAAGGAAGACAGAGAGAGGAAGGCAGAGAGAGAGAGGGAGAAAGAAAGACAGGAAGGCAGAGAGAGAGAGAGAGAGAGAAAGGAAGACAGAGAGAGAGAGAGAGGAAGAGAGAGAGAGAGAGGAAGAGAGAGAGAGAGCUCAUGAGCCAGGAUCCCUGGGGAAUUUGAAGUCAGUGUGACCAGGGUUCUGUGGCUCUGGGGUCAGAGCUGGGACACAGGACCCAGCAGGAGGGCCACCACCCCUUCCUUUUGGAAACAGCUCUGGUUCCAAGCAGCAAUCAGGUAGGAGGAUCGGGGCUUUGGCUGAUGAUGCACACACAAGAUGCUGAUGGUGUACGGUGAGAUAUUGUGAACGCAACAACUGGAGCUGUAGUUGGCGUGUGUGAGUGUGUACCUGCGGUUCUGUUUAGUGGCGAGACAAGGUAUGUUUCAGUACUGCUUUCACGGCAACUGUGUAAUGCAUAUGCUCUUUCUACACUAGCGGUUUGCUCAGUUUUGUCUGUCCGGUUAAGUUGGAGAAAGAACCAAGUUGUGUUGUUCUCUGGAGGGGGUGCUGCUGCCUCUCCUUGAGUAGUUCUGUGACCCCCAAUCCAGCUGUUUUGUAGAGAAUCCUUCUAGCUUCUGGUAUGCCUGCUCUCCAGCAGCUGGAAACAGAUCUUCCUGCCUGACCAAAGCUCCUUGUUUCUUGCGUGGCAUGUUUGUUCUUCCCGAUCCGGUGGCUGUCGUAGCCGAGGGCCUGCCUGCCACCUUCCUUUAUCAUUUGCCCUGUUGGGGUUCAGGGUGCAUCCUUAGCCCAGGACCUGCUCUUCCAGCAUCAUGGGUUUUUUCCUAAAGAUCUCAACGGCUCCCUUGGGCUCCAUAAAAUAUUUCUUUUUUAAAAAAGCAGACUCCUUUCAUGCAUUGGGAUGAACGGCCCUCUUGUCUGGGUGCUGGGCUACAGCAAACAAAUGUGUUUGAAUCCCAGUAUUCCAGAGAUUCCUGGCGGUGGGCUGUCUAGAAGAGGCGAGGCUGGAUCUCACGGUUUUUAAACUGUAUUUUUACCCCUUUGGGACCCAUACCUGUGCCCUGGAGUCUUUCAUGAGGCACGUGGGUCCUCUGCAUCCUCACUCUCCCCCCUAGCCCAGGUGCAGCCCCGGGAGGGGUGCCCUGACCCCGCCUUAAACAACCAACUUUCCCACCGAAUCCCAUCGGCGGGCGGGGGGGGGGGGUUUGGGUGCCAAGUGCCCUGGAAACCUAUUGUCUUUUGGCUCAGCCAAAAGAAACAUUCCCUCCUUCCUUUCCUUCCGGGCUUGGGGGAAACCUUCGUAAAAAUCAUAGUUAGGGUUAAGUCCAAGCAGUGAGGCCUGACCUGGGCUCUGCUCUCCUUGUUGAGACACUAACAGGCAGUUGGGAGGAAAAUCUGCAUUUGACUCCACCCUCUUUGGGGCAAAGGAGAAACAGGUGACCCGAGGGGGGGCAGGCCAGAGGAGGGCGACUCGUGCACAGGGACCCCCACCCUUGGACCCCGCUGUCCUUUUCUAGUUGUUUACUUGGUGGUGGCAGCCAGUCUGACCUUGUCUGUGGUCUGACUGUUCCUAAGUGUGUAACUUUCAGUAUUAUCUGUGACAGAUGGUUCUGUGGUGAAAAAGGUUUAUUAUAUUCCUUAUGGCUGCCUUGUACAAAAUCCGUUAGAAACGCUAAUGUAAGAUAUCAGAUUUCUAACAAGACAAAAACAGCAUUAUGGAGUUAAAAGAUUUUUACAACUGGGUCUUGAUUUUGAUGUGAGCUGGUUUUUAGCUCUCAAAUGUUGUCACUUAAAUAAAAACCUUCUUUGCCUUUA
Homo sapiens (human) is the source of this 7149-nucleotide messenger RNA. It is a transcript of the gene PITPNM3, whose product is annotated as PITPNM family member 3. Lineage: Eukaryota; Metazoa; Chordata; Mammalia; Primates; Hominidae. Gene Ontology annotation, molecular function: phosphatidylinositol transfer activity; metal ion binding. The transcript is spliced from 20 exons. The record is from RefSeq and is marked reviewed. The coding region runs from base 150 to 3074 and encodes 974 amino acids. Gene Ontology annotation, biological process: intermembrane lipid transfer; phospholipid transport. Gene Ontology annotation, cellular component: cell body; endomembrane system.